AUGGGCCGUCGGUCUGCAUUGUCGAGGCCUUCUAUACACCGCAGCGACCAGCAUGCAGAUGCAACUGCUGCAGCAGCAACUGCAGCAGAUACUGUAGCACCGCACACAGCAGCAACAGAUGCAGCAGCAACUGCAGCAGCAGCAGAUGCAGCAGCAGCAGCAGGAUAUGAUGAUAGCAAAGCCGGAUGGUUUGUGGGGAGCAGACGGGUUCAUUCAGAGCCUCCAUGGUGUACAGACACCUCGCAGCAGCAACUGCAGCAGCAGCAACUGCAGCAGCAGCAGCACGACAGCCUCGAGACAUACAGAAGCCUUCUGCGACGAGAAGGGUCAGUGAAGGGCGUGGAGUACUUACCGCCUCCUCCUCCUCUGCCUUCUGCUGCUGCUGCAGCAGUAGCAGCAACAGCAGCAACAGAAGAAGAUGCUCCUCUGUCUCCUCGUACACGGAUUGGAGGAUGUACAGAUGAAUCAGCAUCUUUGCUGCUGCUGCAGCAGCAAAAGGAGGCCAUGGAGCGCAUGCUUAAGGCCCACAAACAGCACGAGAACACGGUGUUAUCAUUAUUGAGGAGUUUAGAGUUAUCACGAGAGGAGAAAGAAAGAAGAAAAGAAGCACUCGCUAAACGUCUUGUUGUGCCUCGGCCUCCUCCUCCUCCUUUAGUGCCAAUGCGCUUCGGCAGGAAAUCCUUUACUCGUUGUUCUUCAGGUAUUUAA
Eimeria maxima is the source of this 708-nucleotide messenger RNA. RefSeq names its product ulp1 protease family, C-terminal catalytic domain-containing protein, putative. NCBI's taxonomy places the organism in Eukaryota, Apicomplexa, Conoidasida, Eucoccidiorida, Eimeriidae. The record is from RefSeq and is a predicted model, not a curated record. Bases 1 to 708 code for a protein of 235 amino acids. The transcript has 4 exons.